Debaryomyces hansenii CBS767 is the source of this 486-nucleotide messenger RNA. RefSeq names its product tropomyosin (gene TPM2). Gene Ontology annotation, cellular component: actomyosin contractile ring; actin filament. Lineage: Eukaryota; Fungi; Ascomycota; Pichiomycetes; Serinales; Debaryomycetaceae. Gene Ontology annotation, biological process: mitotic cytokinesis; actin filament organization. The record is from RefSeq and is a predicted model, not a curated record. The coding region runs from base 1 to 486 and encodes 161 amino acids. Gene Ontology annotation, molecular function: actin filament binding. The transcript has 2 exons.
AUGGAUAAGCUUAAGGAAAAAAUCAAUAACUUGAAAUUGGACGCUGAAAAAUGGCAAGAAAAGUCCGAUGAGUAUUCCGAUCGUGUUAAGGAAUUGGAACAAGAAAACUUAGACAAGGACAACCAAAUCCAAUCGCUCACCAGAAAAAACCAAGUCUUGGAAGAACAGGUUGAGAAAUUGGAAACCGACUUGACUGAAAUCAAGCAAACUGCUGACGAAUCACACUCUUUGAAAACUUCGAACGAGAACUAUACUAAGAAGCAUCAAGUUUUGGAAGAAGAAUUAGAAGAAGCUGACAAAAAUUUGAAGGAAACUACUGAAAAAUUAAGAGAAACUGACAUCAAGGCAGAGCAAUUAGAAAGAAAGGUCGCCUCCUUAGAAAGUGAAAAGGAAGAAUGGGAAAACAAAUUCGAACAAUUGACUGAACAACAUAAUGCUGCUAAGGCCGAAUUAGAAGAAAUCAGUCAACAAUUAGAAGCUAUCUAA